UAUGUGCAUCUCAUUCCUCAGCGUCUCUAGGCAGACUUUUCAGCUGGAAGCAGAUCUUUUCUUAGCUGUCCCUACUGGCAGGGUCUGAGUAGCUUGUUAUUUCCGGCGGCUGCCACUUUGGAGUAAGUGUAGCAUCCACACACACACUUCCUGAUCCAAUAAUGAGAGCCUUCCGUUGUUUUCCUUAAUGAUACAUUCCUAGCUUGCAUGGCGAUUAAGACUGAGAGGACCACUCCCAGAAUCAUCCUGCAUAUCUGUCAUCUGUUUAUAAAAGACGUUGUCUGCGCAUGCACAACUAUUAUGUUGGGCAAGCCAUUUCAACUUCAUUACAUAAAAAUGUCAGACUUAGAAAAUGAGUACACAGUAGGCGUGUAACAGUAUGCCAUCAUCACGGUUGGAGUGAAGUUCUUGUACUUGUGUACUUGGUGCUGCUCUCUUGCCUCUUUCAUCCUGGGCGUCUUCUACAAAGCUCCAGAGAGAAUCUCUGAACGUGCGUACAGUGGAGCAUCUGAGAAAGUGUACGCAAGUAUACACUGUAUGUAUAAAGAUCAUGUGAGUAUAAAUAAUUAUCAGGUUGAUAUGAGGGAAUUAUGACAUCAUAGCGAUAUAUCCAAUUAACAUUAACAACAUUGAAAAGUGAUAACUCCGAUAACCGAUAAUAUAAAAAAAAUUAUGCAAGAUUACCCCUAUUGUGCGGGUGACCAAAUCAAGCGCUCCUUUUUUUUCUUUCCUGUGACAUAAUGGCUUAUCGUGACUUCUCCUGAGCUCACCUGCAAACAAGAGGAUGACAUUUCACAUGCUAUUUGUACCAAAUGCUCUGCAAUGAGGGGGGGGGAGACCGCAUCGAUCACACAAAAAACCUUAUCAACCACCUGAAACACCACUUCGCUACCAUGCUUGAAGCUUGUUGUGCCGCAAUGUUUGAAAAGUGCAAAAGGUUUGCCAGAAACCUCCGUGGCGUCACAUCAGCUGCUCUGUGCCCGAAUACAGUGCACCGUGCUGGACCACGCCAGAUGGCUCCUCCCGCUCUGUAUUCUGGUACUCCUGACCUUCGUAGUGUCACACUGGCCGAUUGGCACAUUUGUCCGAAUAUAGUGCACUUUGCUGGGCCACAGCAGGUGGUAGUGAUGUGGUAGUAGUAAUGUCAUGAUAUUUGAUUAGGACAAAUCAGCAGGUACAGUUGGUCAAAUCCUAAUUUGAUCCAGUCCUUCUUGUCUCCAGGUGUGCACAAACCACAUCCAUCCAUCCAUUUCCUAUGCCGCUUAUCCUCACUUGGGUCGCGAGUAUCCUGGAGCCUAUCCCAACAGACUUUGAGCGAGAGGCAGGGUACACCCUGGACUGGACGCCAGUCAAUCGCAGGGCACAUGUAGACAAACAACCAUUCACUCUCACAUUCAUGCACAGACUACAUUUUUUAAAAAGUCCGUAUAAAAAAAGUUAUCGGUUAUUGGUAUCAUAUCGGUAUUGAAAAGCAGAAAGUUAUCGGUAUCGGUUUGGGAUAAGCCAAAAAAAGAUAUGCCGCAUCUCUAAUAAAUACAGUAAGUAUAAUAAAUAAACUAGUCAAAGCACACGUGGAAUGGAGCUGUUGUACUCAUGGUGACAUGUUGGGUUAGCAUAUUUGGAGUGAUAGUAACACAAAUGCACUGAACUGUACAUUCAAUUGAGUGUGUAACAGUACUUCCUAUCCUUUUCUAUGCACCACACCCCCAGAACACCUUUAAUAUGUUCAUAAGUUACAUUUAAGAAUGCAAAGUAAUAUUUUAAUAUAAUAAUAAUUUCCACCGUAAUACCUUUUUCUUUAAAUUAUUUAAAUGGUGACAGACUUAGUAAGAUUGUAUUAAUAACUGUUGUACACGAAGAUGACAAGCCUGGCUGCAGACAGGAAGCGCGUUGUCCGAAUGACCGGAAAUGUGGCCGAUGUACCUUCAAACUAAAGGCAAAUGCGCAUUAAUAUUUCACUUCUGCAGCAUCACUGUGGAUAAUAACAGAAGGGUUUGAUUAGUGGUGGAUUUAGAGUCAGUCAUUCUGGGCGCUCUAUGACACCGCAAAGUAUUUACCAUUUUGAAACAGGGCAGGAGUUUAUAUUGAAGGCUUGAACCGGAAAAGAGCCCUAAAACACCUUGACGACAGUGGUAACAUAACCACCGCCGGUACCGAGCAAAAGCCAAGACCCAUUUAAAUGUCGGUACCGACGAACCACGCCGCCGUGCUGGGUGUGUGGAGUCAGCCGUUACCGGACUCAAUGAGUGUCAGUCAGAGCCGUUCUGUCUAGAAGAUAUUUGUCAAAGAUGAACGAUGCUAAAGCUAACCGUGUUUGACACACUGAGAGCUUGGUCAAUGGGAAUCAUCCAACCCUCCCAGCACAGUCUUCCCAAGACCUAGGUGAGACGCUUGAAUCAGAGCACAGUGCGAUUGUCAGCUCUAUCGAGAAGGACCUCCAGGACAUCAUGGACUCCUUAGCUAUGGAUGACCCUCAACCUUGCCCCUCUGAGGACAAAAAGCCCCCUGGGGGACAGCCUGUGACUCAUUCACCCUUGUUGCCAAUGGUCAAUGGUGGGGGGAGGUAUUUGCUGUCUCCCCCUACGAGUCCAGGGGCCAUGUCGGUGGGAUCCAGCUAUGACAAUACAUCGCCACCCUUCUCUCCUCUCUCCUCCCCUUCAGCUGCAAGCAGUGGGAGCUUUACUAGCCCAUCCCCUGGUGGAGCACCCCAGGACCCCAUUUCUUCUCUGCCACCAGUGCCUGCACGCUCCUCUAGCUAUAACUUCACCAGCCAGCCGCCACCUGUACCACAGCCACGGACCACCCCAUCCAACUCCAGCAGUGCCACUGUGGGUCAAAAGGUACCAGAAAGCCCCAGGUUGCAAAGGAACAUCUUAGGAGAUGGUCCCCCUAGCCCUAUGCCUAGUCGCAGAGGAUUAUGCCAAGAUGUGUGUGAAGGUUCCAGACAGACUCCUCUUUUGUCUUCAAAUGAAUCUCUCAGUAGCAGAAAUCUAGUGCCAAAUAGCCUCACUUCCAAGAUCCUGACAUGUCCUUCAUCCUUGUCUGCUGGUGUGAGGACCAAGAUGACCACUGUGCUCCAUGAAAGGCCUGCGAGCCCUUUUAGAGAGCAGACACCAUUAGCUGAUCGCUCCGUCUCCUCAAGCCCAUCCAGGCAACUUUCCCACCCUACUAAGACCUUUCAGCCUCCUCUUGAUCCAAUUGUCCAUAUCAUCCAAGGAUCCCCAUGCCAGCAACCUGCAAGCCCCUGCAUGACCAGGAGAAACCUAGAACUGAAUGGCGGAGGGGGUAAUAUGAGAGAACUUCCACCUCUAAGUCCCUCCAUUGCUCGGAGAGGCAUCCCAGUACUCCCAGUGUCACUCCCAGGAACGGGAGCUGCCUUGAAGGCCCCGGAUAGCCCUUCAUGCUUACGUAAGCCGGUUCCCGAGAGUCUGAGGCUUCAUCGCAAGACUGGAACUACGCCCGAAGACUUGACUGGCAGCAAGGGAAUGCGAGCUCGUAGUCCCUCACCCACUUCUCUGAUGGUGGAAGCUGGUGCGGGAUUCCAAAAGGCCACCUUUGGCAACUCCCUCUCGCCUGCCUACAGUCUGGGUUCUCUUCCAGGCUCAUCUCCCAUGGCCAGUCCCCGAUGCAACAGGAAGAUCUCAACAGGACGACCGGUAAUGAGGGAGAGGAAGAACAGCAUCACAGAGAUCAGCGACAAUGAGGACGAGCUGCUGGAAUACCAUCGACGACAGAGGGAGGAGCGACUUCGAGAGCAGGAAAUGGAGAGACUGGAGAGACAGCGGCUGGAGACCAUCCUGAAUCUCUGUGCCGAAUACAACAAAGGAGAGAACGUCAACCUGGAGCCACUGGGCCCUGAGAGGGCAGCUUUCCCUGGGGGGUUUUCAGACGUCGCGAUGAAGAGUGCUUCCGCUGAGCGUGUCCUAGGAGGAAUGCCAUCACCAUCCUGUCGCCGUCUGGCACAGAAACGGAGAGAGAGCGAUGAGGAGAACCUGAAGGAGGAGUGUAGUAGUACAGAGAGCACUCAUCAGGAGGUGAGGGCAUCAGCAGCUCCAAGCACAGCAUCAGCACUGCAGCAUGGAGACACGCAGGAUGAAGAUGCGGCCACUUCAGAUGGGCUUGAGCUGCUUUACCUGGAGGAAGAGCGGGUGCGUGUGCUGUCACGGCUUGAUGACCUCAAAAGUCGCCUGACCGAGCUGGAGCAACAACUUGAGGAGUCUAAGCAGGAGGCUGAGAUGGAGCGUGCGUUGCUGCAAGGAGAGAGACGGGCAGAAGUGGAGCAGAUUGACGUGGAGACCGACAUCAUCAGCCAGCUUCAGAGCAGAUUGGACGAGCUGGAGAAGGCCACUCAGCAAGAGAAAGACAAGGAGAGGGCUAAUGUUGAGGCAGAGCGUCGGGUCGUGCAGAGACUCCAGGAGGGCCACGCUGAGCUGAAGAAGCAGCUGCAUAACUGUCCCGAGUCCCUACGCGAACAAUUGCAACAACAGUUGAAAAGGAAGGGAGAAGCUCUGGAAGCAGGAACCAAGAAGUUUGAGGACCUGGAGUUUCAACAGCUGGAAAGAGAAAGCAGCCUGGAGGAGGAGAGGGAGACCAUGAGCAAGCAGCUGCUCCAGGAGAGAGCAGAGUACCACAACAGUGUGGCCAAAAGGAAGGAAAAAGUGUCUGCUUUGGAGAAGCAGGCCAACCAGCUGGGCUUGCAGGCAUCUCAGGAAUGUGAACGUCUGGCCAAAGACAGGACCGUCAUGCUGCAAAUGCUCCAAAAUGAAAAAGAGAGACUGACUGCUCUGGAGAAGAGGUACCACAGCAUCACUGGAGGAAAGAGCUUUCCCAAGUCGUCGACGGCGAUGCGAGAGGAGUAUGUGACAGUGAGCCAGUUGAGUCAUAUGUAUGGGAUGCCAGAGGUGGAGUCAUGCACCACCUCCCCGCUUUGCCAUCCCCUGCAGUCUGGAGCUGUAAAUCCUUUGUCUUUGGAGUGCCAGUCUGAGGGCAGCAGGCCUUCACUUCCCAAGCUAGAUUUAGAACAAUGGUACCAGGAGGUGUUGGCAGGCUCCAGCCAGCUCUGGUCUUCCUCCCUGCCAGCCAAGCCACUGUCAGGCUGCAGGCCCUCGCUGCAGGUGUUCCGCUCCAAGGUUGAUAGUGAUCCAGGACAAUCUCCUCAUCUAGCAAAGGCUGGAUCUCCUCUCCAGCAGGGAGCUGCAACACUGGGACGCAGUGCAGGCUCCAAGAGCCCGCUUCUGCCCACCCACAGCUCAAGCAGUUUGCCCAGGAACCUGGCAGCUACCUUGCAGAGUAUAGAGAGCAAGAGACAGCUGGCACUGCAGCAGAAAGACCCUCAGAACUCCAACCAAUCCCUCAUAGAGCGAAGAUCAGCAGGUCAACAGGUGAUUGAAGAGCAACGUCGUCGUCUGGCUGAGCUGAAGCAGAGAGCAGCAGCGGAGGCACAGUGCCAGUGGGAAGCACUCCACGGUUCACUGCCUCACAUCAUGACUUCCACGCCCUCAUACUCACCAGGAAUGUCCUACAGCCCUGCACUCACUCACCACUCUGAAGGCCUCCCUCCUCUGGUCCAGCACUCCAUCCUGCACCACCAUCCACCAUCAGCUGGAGAGCAGCCCUACGACACACUGAGUCUGGAGAGCUCUGACAGUAUGGAUACCAGCGUGUCCACUGGGAACAACUCAGCCUGCUCACCUGAUAACAUGUCCAGCGUUGGAGGAGCAGACUUGCUGAAGAUUGAAGAGAUGGAGAAAAUGCUGAAGGAAGCACAGAUGGAGAAAGCCAGACUUAUUGAGUUUCGGGAGCAGGAGAGUCUUGCACGCCAUCAGAUGCUGGAGGAAGAGAGGAAGAGGAGGGAGGAAGCUGAGAAAAGACUGCAAGAUGAAACUCUCCAUCGGCAGCAGCUGGUGGAGAAAGAGGUGAAGAUGAGAGCCAAGAACUUCUCCCAGGCCCGUCCAAUGACACGCUACCUGCCCAUCAGGAAGGAGGAGUUUGACCUUCACGCUCACAUUGAGGCAUCAGGCCACAGCGUCGAAACCUGCUACCACAUCAUCCUGACUGAGAAGAUGUGUAAGGGCUUUCUGGUCAAGAUGGGAGGCAAGAUCAAGUCAUGGAAGAAACGGUGGUUUGUCUUUGACCGCCUCAAAAGGACUUUCUCCUACUAUAUUGACAAACAUGAGAACAAGCUGAAGGGUGUGAUCUACUUCCAGGCCAUUGAGGAGGUUUACUAUGAUCACCUGCGCAGCGCCACCAAGAGUCCUAACCCGACCUUGACCUUUUGUGUGAAGACCCACGAUCGCCUCUACUACAUGGUGGCCCCCUCAGCCGAGGCUAUGAGGAUCUGGAUGGACGUCAUUGUGACGGGAGCCGAGGGGUACACGCAGUUCAUCAACUGAUCAUACAGCACGGACUACACACACACACACACACACACACACACACACACACACACACUCUCACGCCUUUUUUAUUAAAUACAUGACGUAUAUGACGUAUACAUACACUUCACCACCACUCAUUCAUAAAGGGACACACACGCCUCCGUAUGUAACCAAAGUCUUUUUAUUGCCAAAUGGACGUCUUGUGUUUAUCGUUUAUCCAACAUGAUGUGUGACUUCUUUUCUUACUGUAAAAAUGCCAAAUGACAAGUAUGUGUUUGAUCAAUCAUCAAUGAGAAAAGGUAUUUAUACUUUUCUAUCCACAACAAAUGCAGUAUGCAGUACUACUUCCUACACUACUUCUGUCACUGAUAAUUACAGGGUGUCCCUAAUGUCACACACACACACACACACACACACGCAGUACAAAACAAGUUUCAUUGUCAUUCAUCAACACAAUAUUAAUCACAUCAUAAAUGAUAGCAUUUUAAAAAUUCUAACAAAUUACACAAACAAUAUAAAUAUAAUAUUUUAACAUGAAUAUAUUUGAUGAAAGAUAAAAUCCCCCCCACCACCAGUCCGUAUACAUUUUGAAAAAAUGAUUUGCCCCUGCCACCAGUUUCAGGGAUUAUCACAGAAUUUGUUGGAGACAUGAAUGAUUGCAGGGCGCUCGAAAAAGUCUCAAGAACCCGUGUUCCAAAACAAACAGGAAGUCAACCAUUUUGUUUUCCGGCAGCAAUUACGGUUGUACUUUGACCAACUCCUCCUAGGGGCUUUGACUAAACGAGCCUAAAAGAAAAUCACAGACCCUAGAAGAUGGGCGAUGAUACAUUGUGAACCACUUUAGCCUAUGCCACAGGAUGUGGGCGGAGCCUUUGAGACUCUCCAAUCAACUAACUCAACUCCACAAGGUCAGACUGUUACAGUCAUGGGUGUGCUUGAUCUUAAUGACCUUCCAUAUGGGCCCAUUGGCCCAAAAUCUUUCAUGGUGGGUUGGGGCACAGGACAGCACAUGACUGCAUGGCCAGGUUAAUCAGUAGUGUCGCCCCCUCCUGGUGGAAAAUUAUAGUGUCUAAACUAGAGAUGCAUGAUAUCUUUUUUUUUUUUAACCAAUACCGAUAACCGAUUCCUUUUUUUUUUAAUCUACUUUGAAUGAUUUAAGGUAGCUUGUGCGUACCUGGAGGUGAAAAGGAUUGGAACAAAUUAGGAUUUGACCAACCGUACCUGAUGAUUUAUCCUAAUCAAAUAUCAUGGUAUCACUACUAUCAGGAGAACCAGAGUAGAGCGGGAGGAACCACCUGGCGUGGCCCAGCAACAUGCACUGUAUUCGGGCACACGCUCCGAGCAGCAGGUGUGACGCCACGGAGGUGUCUGGCAAACCUUUUGCACUUUGCAAAUGCCGUGGCACUGGCGUUACAGGUGGCUGAUAAGAUCUUUCUGUGCGCUUUAUGGGUUUUGUUCCCCUCAUCGUGGCGCAUUUCGUACAACUAGUACGCAAAAUGUCUCCGAAACAGUGAAUUUUUGUUUACAGGUGAGCUCAGGGGAAGUAACGACAGGCCGUUAACAUCACAGGCAGGAGAAAAAAGGAGCGCUUGAUUUGCUCACCCACCAGUACGGGUAAUCUCACCUCAUUGGAGCGUUUUUUUUUUUUAUUAAUGGUUAUCGGAGCUAUUGGAUUUAUCGAUACGACAUCGUAAUUCCCUCAUUUAUCGUGCACCCCUAGUCUAAACUACUGCCCACCUGGUCCUCAUGUCCUAAUGACUUGCUAAUAACAAUGUGACAAUUCUGCUCCAGACGUCGCAAUUUCCUUUGAAGUUGGGAUACGGGGUCAGGUCUUGCGUUCCCACGUGCCCACCGACUCAUUGCAUAUAUGUGCAACUUUUAAUUAGACGUUGUGCUUGUCUUUGUUUUCUACACAAUACAUAAUAAAUCAUGUGGGAACGCAAAUGGGUCCAUAUACUAAAGGAUUUUAUAUGUUUUCAAAUAAUUGUAUGAUGUGUGCAUGUUUGCCUUUGGGACACCCUGUAAAGUGGGUAGAAGUCAUUUUGAAGCAGGGCAUUGACCAACGAGGGUGAGAGUGUGACCCUACACUUGACAAUCCACAUGACACUAGUCCAGUCCAGUCCUUGGAACCACACUCGGCAUGGAACACUUCCUGAUCGCCCACAACUGUGCACGCAUGUGUCAUGUGUCCCGUGGCCCAUCGUUCAGAACCGCCAGCCUGCACAGUACAAAUGAAACCCAACACCUCCAAAUAAACCACUAAGUCAGGAAAGUUGCAUAAUGACGGCCGGCCAUUGGGGCAGGUGCCCAUGUGCCCCGAACCAACAAUCCUCUCCAAAUGUCAAGUCGUUUGUGUGUAAUCCUACUAGUAAACUUAGUGUGGUUCCUUGGCAGAGGUAAUAAAAGAAUAGCUCUUCAGUCUUCAGUGGACUGUAAUCCUUCCAGAAGUGUUACAGUACCGUAGUAUUACACAAUGGUACAAUGCAAUAAACACACCAAGGCACAGCAAACACACUAAAUCGACUUGUCUUUUAGUUCGAUUCAAGACUUCUUUGAAAAGAUGUAGACUGAGGUCAUCCUCACAGGUACUUUUUGUGGCCUUCACUAGAAGUUCACCGGUAUGUGCUGCUGAAAGUAGCCCUUCUGCCGUUAUUGCUUUGUAGUAUUAUUACAUGUGUGCUACAUGUAGAACACAUGUUCCACACAAUUCAUUUGCAGGUGAAGGAGGUACGUUUACGUAACGCUUAUGGAACAUCGCUUUUCCUUUAUUUUUAUAGAAAAUAAUUGACUGCAUUCACGUUCAAUCCCACCAGACUGGUAAACACUGCACGUACUUUCUUCUCUUUGCCUGUGUGGUACGUCAUUUAACUCGUGGGUGGAGGAACGUGCCGGUAUAUCAUGUUCCUGCCUUCAACUCAGUUCCGUUCAAUUAAAAUAAUUCAACUGCGCACUUUAUGUAGGCUACAUGUGGUUCAAAUAAUGCAUCGUGUGUGCGAGGUGUGUUGAAGACAUGAAAGUGUCGUGAAGGUGAGUGUGCAUGGUGUGUUGAAUGAAGACGUGAAAGUGUCGUAAAGGUGAGUGUGCGUGGUGUGUUGAAGACAUGAAAGUGUCGUGAAGGUGAGUGUGCAUGGUGUGUUGAAUGAAGACGUGAAAGUGUCGUAAAGGUGAGUGUGCGUGGUGUGUUGAAUGAAGACGUGAAACGGAGCGUUUAAAGGUGUGAGUGUGCGUGGUAUGUUGAAUGAAAUGGUGCUUCAAGGUGAGUGUGCAUGGUGUGUUGAAUGAAGACAUGAAACGGUGCGUUGCAAAGGUCAGAAUGCUAGCCAACAGUGGUUAACUAGCUUUAUCUUUAAGUACAAAACUAAUAUCGCUCCGUACUUCAAAAGACGUUUAGCAGAGGUCAGGUAAAGGCAAAUAAAAAAUAUGAAUGGAAUGCUGAGCUGGUGUAGUAACGCCAAAGAGUAGGAAUACUGCAGUAUCUGUGCACCCAUCAUAGAUCUGUGCCUACUAGAAUGACUGCGUAAGAACAUGUUGUGUUUUGUCACUCACCGUGCAGGAGGACAUUUUGACAAUGGAAAUGCGUUUUGCAUUAUGGGAAACGUAGUGUGUGCUCCUCAGUAACCAUGUCUAUGUUGUUGUGGAUCUAUAAGUGGGUGCUGGAGGAGCUGCUUUGUGCGUUCUGAUGGUUUGUGCUUUUUGUGCCUCUUGGAAAAAGAUGUUAAUAUAUUACCGUAUAUCUUCCCUGCAUUUGCCACACACACAAUUCCUGUGUGCAAAGCAAACUGGACAACAGCAAGGCUGCUAAAUGUACCUAUAUAGCCUGGCUCUAUAUUGAAAAGAAAGUAUAUCAUUGAAAUGGGACACAAUACAUGUUUUCUUAUUUUUCUCUUUUUAUUUCAUGACUGUUUCAAUUGAAUGCUUGUGAUGGAUUGAACUGACUUUGGUUUUAAAAUGGUACACACACCUUUUCUACAGAUUGUUUUUACUCUUAUUGUACGUAUCAUCCUUCACGUUGAGUUGACAACAUUUAUUUGUCAAUAAAAAGUGUUACAGAG
Dunckerocampus dactyliophorus (ringed pipefish) is the source of this 10429-nucleotide messenger RNA. It is a transcript of the gene phldb1b, whose product is annotated as pleckstrin homology-like domain, family B, member 1b. Gene Ontology annotation, biological process: regulation of microtubule cytoskeleton organization. Bases 2448 to 6392 code for a protein of 1314 amino acids. NCBI's taxonomy places the organism in Eukaryota, Metazoa, Chordata, Actinopteri, Syngnathiformes, Syngnathidae. The transcript is spliced from 20 exons. Gene Ontology annotation, molecular function: protein binding. The record is from RefSeq and is a predicted model, not a curated record. Gene Ontology annotation, cellular component: basal cortex.